CGCACACGGAUCCUAUCCAUUCUCAUCCGUCUCAGCCGCCUCCACGCUUCUCCGCCCACCGCCGCCGACGAUGACGCCGGCCGCCGCCCACCACUUCCACCGUCCAGUCCGCUCCCAACGUCCGCCGUGCCGGUUUCCCCAACCCAGCACCAGCAGCCGGCAGGGAGCUGACCCCGGCCGUCGCCCCCCACAUCGGUGACUGAAUCGGCGGUCAGGCAGCAGCAGUCCGCCGCCCCGCCCAACCAAAUCCCAACGGCAGCAAGCAGCAGCAGGCAGCAGCAGCUAAGAUCAAUAGAUAAAAGGCGGAUUACAUUCACCUUGUGCUGGAAAGGAUUACAUUCAUCCGUCAGCGUCAGAUAUCACUAACUGUCAAAUGUGGACGGACUGCAAUGCAGAGAAAAUGCGGGAAUGGCGGUUGAAUUAUAAGAUUAUCAUGUCCAGGGAGGAGAUGAUGGAUGCUCACUGUUCUCCUGUGGACAUCUCCGAGACAUAUCAUAUCCUUUCCGUCGGCGAGGUGAUCCUCAUGAGUGUGGUGUUGAAGAAUACGAGCUGGGUUGCACCAGUAGCAAGGCUACAAUUCACAUCAACACGGGAACAUACUAUGUGACUGCCAUCAACUACACUGGUUCCUACUUCUGGGUCAUGGAUACCAACUUCAAUACCAGUAGCAGCUGCCCUCUUCCAUUGUGGAAUCACAUUCCUUACUUUGGAUAUUACGGCGACACUGAUUCAGUUUCACCACCUGGCUUUCGUUAUUUGCUCACUCAAAGUUCCUACGAAGCAUGUUUUUGUAAUUGUUCACGAGCAGUAACAGAUAAUAGUAGAUACAAGCCCGUUGCUUGCCUGAGUGCCAACAAUUCAUAUGUUUAUGUCUGGGUGUCUGGUUCAUGUGUGGUUGAAGAUCUUGAACCUUAUUGUGGAUACCUGGCCAAGAUUCCAUUUAGGGAUGAGUACUCUUCUUAUUGGCGACAGCUACAGAAUGCAAGUUAUGCAGAAAUCACACAGCACAUUUCUAAGGGGUUUACUGUCCAGUUUCCUGUCCCGGUUUACUUGGAACCUUCUGCAUCUGAGCAGUUAAGAAAGAACAUCAACUUAUGCCUCAACAAUUCAAUCAGCUACUUCAAGGAGCAAAUAUCUGGCACAAGCAUUAUUAAUUGGACUCAUGCUAUUUUCUGGAGUGAGGUGCACUUCUUAGAAUGCGUGACUCAGGAUGGUAACGAUCACAUCCACACAGCAAAGUUGGUUUUGAUUGUUGCAACCAUAGUAUCUGCUAUUGCUAUCCCCAAGUUCUUUUUUGUACUGUGCAGGUUCUUGUUGGCACCCCUGGCUGUAUGGAUAUUCCUAGCCUACAAGUACAUGAAAACAAGGAUCAUAAUUGAUGCAGUUGAGAAGUUCCUCAGGAUUCAACAAAUGAUUGGCCCGGCGAGGUACUCCUACACAGAUAUAGUUGCAGUCACAAGCCAUUUCAGAGAUAAAUUGGGCCAAGGGGGCUAUGGUACCGUGUACAAGGGCGUGCUACUCCCAGGCGAUGUCCAUGUCGCCGUGAAGAUGCUAGAGGGCAACUCCAACUGCAAUGGAGAAGAUUUCAUCAGCGAGGUCUCCACCAUCGGCAGGAUCCACCAUGUCAACGUGGUGCGUUUGGUGGGGUUCUGCUCGGAGGAAAUGCGAAGGGCCUUAGUCUACGAGUACAUGCCCAAUGGCUCUCUAGACAAGUACAUCUUCUCUGCUGAGAAGAGCUUCUCAUGGGACAAGCUCAACGAGAUCGCUCGGGGCAUUGCCAGGGGGAUCAACUACUUACAUCAGGGGUGCGACAUGCAGAUUCUACACUUUGACAUCAAGCCGCACAACAUCCUUCUCGACAGCAAUUUCAUCCCAAAGGUCGCCGAUUUCGGGCUCGCCAAGCUGUAUCCGAGGGGUGACAGUUUCGUGCCACUAAGUGCCAUGCGGGGAACCAUCGGCUACAUAGCCCCCGAGAUGAUAUCCCGGAGCUUCGGCGUCAUAUCCAGCAAGUCCGACGUGUAUAGCUUCGGGAUGUUGCUGCUGGAGAUGGCCGGCGGGAGAAGGAACGCUGAUCCAAACAUGGGGUCCUCAAGCCAGGCGUACUACCCGUCAUGGGUGUAUGACCAGCUGACUCAAGAAGAAGCGGGCGAGAUAUCUCCAGUUGCUGCCAACAUGCACGAGCUGGAGAAGAAGCUGUGCGUUGUCGCAUUAUGGUGUAUUCAGAUGAGGUCUCGUGAUCGGCCGACGAUGAGCGAGGUCAUUGAGAUCCUGGAGGCUGGGGUUGAUGGCCUACAGAUGCCUUCGAGGCCGUUUUUCUGCGACGAAGGGCACAACCAUGUGGAGGACUCUUACCUUUUCAGUUCUGAGCUGACGGCGGUCUCGGAGGAGGAACUGUCUGUGGUGUCCGAGGAAGAUGAUGUGUGAGGUAUAUAUACAAUGUGUGGUACUAUAAUUUAGUAUGUAUGUAUAUGUGUAUCAUGGGGUGAUGCAAUUUAUUUGUAGCCGUACCAACAGUAUAAAUGCUUUAUACAAACUGCCUUGCUUGCAGUGCAGAGCAACUUCAAUAAGUUUGAAAUCUUA
Messenger RNA from Aegilops tauschii subsp. strangulata, 2580 nucleotides. RefSeq names its product rust resistance kinase Lr10. Gene Ontology annotation, molecular function: polysaccharide binding; ATP binding; protein kinase activity. Gene Ontology annotation, biological process: protein phosphorylation. NCBI's taxonomy places the organism in Eukaryota, Viridiplantae, Streptophyta, Magnoliopsida, Poales, Poaceae. The record is from RefSeq and is a predicted model, not a curated record.